UGUAUGAUCAUUUGCACACACACAAAAAAAAAUCAUAAACAAUUUUUUAAACUCGACAUUAAGAGGGACACGAUUUUGCUUGAAGGAUAACUGGUCGUUCCUCGGAACCGCUACUGCUGUCGUUGUGUCUCACUUUGUUGCAGCUUCAGUUUAGCUUGAUACAAAGAUGUACCAGACCCAGAACUCAUCCACAAUAGAUGAAAUACAGAUGGAGCGCAUUAAACCAGAAUAUCCCGCCCAUAGCGCUCAGGGGCAUCCCGUCCUGGGCACUCUGUCGCGGGGUGAAUGCGCAUGGAAACGAGAUGAAUAGGCAUCAACAUCUCAUAAACCAACGGCAUGCACAAAUGUAUUUGCUCAUUUCCCGUCACAUAGGCCAUCUUAGGCUGCGAGCGUGACGAACUCUGCUAGGCUACCGCUUUUGACCUAAAUAAACUGAGUGAAACUAAUGGCAUAUAGCUUGGGGCGGCCACAUCCAUUUUUUCGACUGUUUAUUGCCUUGUUUUAUUGCACGUCUGCACAGUGAUGCAGCAGCAGGAGACGCAGCAGUGCGCCCGCAACCACCACCGUCCUCUUCUCUUUAAAGGGUAACCAAACGCUGCAAUGCAGAGACACGAGGGGGGGACGAUUGAACAUUAGCGUUGUAUUUGCGUGCACCGGACCGAGAGGGAGGCUGAGCUCCGUCCACAACGUCUUCUCUGGAGCCCUGCCUCGCAUCGUGGAGUUCGCCGGGCAGUCAUGGUCGGACGGGGGCUUUGGAUGUUCAGGUUCACGCGAUUGUGGAAACGAUGGAGCAGGUUUGGGAUUUUGCCUUUCAUCUGUUUGGCGCUAGUGGUGUGCGCCCUCGUCGCUCUGCUCUUCGUCGAUUCCAUCGAGUCAUGGGUCACCUCCAUGAACAUGGACACAUUGGUGGAGGCAUCGCAGGGCAGGAUUAUCCCGCCCAAGAGCGUCCCCCCGACCAGACCAGAGGAGUUCUUGCUCAUGCCGAGUCCCCUCGUCUGCCAACGUGCGAAACCAUACCUUAUAACCGUAGUGGCCUCUGCGCCCAGGAAUCAGCAAGCCCGCCAGGCCAUCAGGGACACCUGGGGUGGGGAGGUCGAGGUGAGAGGCCUCCGGGUGAUGACCCUGUUUAUUGUGGGUGUGGUUCUGGACCGGGGACUGGCUAAGCUGUUGGUGGAGGAGGCACGGCUAAGAGGAGACCUGAUCCAGGGGCGCUUCGAGGACACGUAUUCCAACCUCACCCUGAAGACCCUGUCGAUGUUGGGAUGGGCACGCCGGUUCUGCCCCCAGGCUCACUUCAUGGCCAAAGUGGAUGAUGACGUGUUGUUCAAUCCGAGCGCACUUCUUCACUACCUUAACAGGAGCCGCAAUCCGUACGAACAAGGAGACCUCUACCUAGGCCGGGUGCAUCUCCAUGUGGCUCCGGACAGGGACCCAGACAGCAAGCACUAUCUCCCCGCCGGAGCAUACCCUCCCCCCGUCUUUCCAGACUACUGCAGCGGAACGGCAUACGUACUAUCCCGCUCCGCGCUCCUCAAAGUGUCCCUGGCAGCCGCCGCCUCCCCCCUGUCCACGCCUCUGCCCCCCGAGGACAUGUUCGUGGGGCUGUGUGCCCGUACCGCCGGGGUGCUGCCCUCCCAUUGUCCUCUCUUCUCGGGCGGACCGGCAGUCCCCUACGGCCGGUGCUGUUACCAGACCAUGGUGUCCGUCCACCACAUCGCACCGAGGGAGAUGCUGGGUUACUGGGCGGACAUCCAUUCGCCAAACCCCUGCUCUUGGAUAAGUGUGCGCGCCUCUCUGGGGGUCUGCAAACUCCGGGCCCUGAUUGGGAACGCUUUGGGCAUCGAGCAGGGGCUGUGAACGUGUGACUUGGGAGAGAAUUACGUCUAAGAACAUGUUGGAUGCAGGGCUUUAUCUCGCGUAGGCCUACUGUGAAUAGCACAACCAAAUAUUUGGCUGCCAAAAUAAAGUAGGCCUACUUACUGCACUAAGAAAAUCAAACUUUAUUUUUUAAAACUUGAAUUGCAAAAAUAAAUUAACUCUAAAUGAACUUUAACCGCAGCCUAUUUUUUUUUGGCGGUGUUCUAUUUUGUCCAUGUAUGCCGCAGGCAUACAUGGUUGGCUAAACUAGUUUUAGACACAAGCUUGUUGGCACUGAUCAGUGUAGCUUCAAACUCCAUAGCCUACCAUAGAUUUCGAAACAGUAGGCCUGACAACAUGCAGACACAAGCAGGGGAAAGUGAGCCGUUCUUGUGAUCAAGGCAAUAAAAGAGCUCAUAGCUUCAAAACGUGUGCUACUUCACAGGUUCAGUAGUAUUAACUGCUUAAAACACGGAUAAGGAGACAAGUCUUAUCUAUUAUCACAAAUGCAUGCAGACACAGCAAGCCCAACUCAAUAUACCUCUAUAUUUAGUCACAUCCAGAAGGCAGGGCAUCGACGCAAUUACGAUUAUUUCCCUUAUUACUUAGCCUAUUUGAAUGCCAAAAUAAAAUUGGGUAGUGACGGUGUCAUAAAACUUGCCUACAUGAUAGGCAAUUUCCUUAUAGUAGGCCUAUGAAACACGGAAAGUCCUAGUCAAUGCAUGAAAAGGUGUUUUUAUUUGGAGGGGAAAUGGUUAAGAAUUAACCGCCGGACUUGUUCAAUCUCGACUUUGAAGAACGUAUUUGUAUUUAAUAUUAUUUCCAGACUAAUUGUUUACUUCCGUUGUGGUAUUGCAGAAGAAUUGAGUCACUAAAAACCCUCAGGAAUUGAAGGCCCUCAAUAAACAUGUUCUUUCGCUGUACUUGAAAGUGCUUUUAAAAACAGGAUGUGAAUGUCUAUUUGUGGAUGCAAUGGUUGGAAGGUUCGCUGAAUAACUUGAAUCUGCCUGUACAAGAAGUCCUUGCUUCAUGAGAAUCUUUUAAUUAUCUGCAUCACAAUGUUCUAAAAAAAAAAAAAAAAAAGUGAUGCAGUACAAAUAACUCAUCUGGCAAUCAUCUUGACUAAAUGGAAGCAGCUGAGUGUGCGAAUU
Messenger RNA from Gadus macrocephalus (Pacific cod), 3008 nucleotides. It is a transcript of the gene b3galt4, whose product is annotated as UDP-Gal:betaGlcNAc beta 1,3-galactosyltransferase, polypeptide 4. The record is from RefSeq and is a predicted model, not a curated record. Gene Ontology annotation, molecular function: N-acetyl-beta-D-glucosaminide beta-(1,3)-galactosyltransferase activity. Bases 736 to 1857 code for a protein of 373 amino acids. NCBI's taxonomy places the organism in Eukaryota, Metazoa, Chordata, Actinopteri, Gadiformes, Gadidae. The transcript has a single exon. Gene Ontology annotation, cellular component: membrane.